AUGUUGAAGGAGGAAGAAAGUCAAGAACAGAGCAGUGAGAUAAAGGAAAACAUGGCAUCCAGAACAGAAUACUAUCUUGAAUCACUCAUAACUGAUGCUUUUAAGGGAAAGGGAUUUCAGAAAAUAAAUGAACUGUUUGAAGAAAAAGAAAUUUACCCUCCUCAAAAAUACAGCAAACAAUUGUUUAACCAACUUGACAAAGUGCUGAAAAAGGAGUUGGACAAGAAUGAAUUCCAAAAUGUUUCCCUGUUGUUGAAAUGCAUUCAGAUGUACUUUAAAAGUGAUCCUCAAGAAGGGGCAAGCUUGCUUAUUCAGCAAGGACUGAUACCAAAGAUGGUAUCUUGGUUUGAAAGAGCAAGAGAAUUUUUGAUCCUCAUAGAGCCAGAACAGAAUAAAUCUCUGCUGAGACUUGUGGAAGAUUUCUUUGACUCUGCAUUGGUUAUUUGCAAAUGCAACAGUGAAGGAAAGAAACAGUUGCUGGAUUCAUUCUUACCUGACCUAGGACAGCUAGUGACUGAAACAAAUGUUGGCUGUGCACUUCGGCAGGAGGCUUUGAGGACUCUCAACUCUAUGCUGGACAGUGUACCACGAGAAGAGAGAAGAAAAUUUCCUAUGUCUGAAGAAAUGUGUUCGCUUACGAAAGAUCUGGCAAAAACAAUUCUGGAGGUUGGUGAUUAUGACCUUCAGGUUGCUCUUUCGGAAGCACUAUGUAGACUGAUAACAAAAAAAUGGAGGGAUGACCUUGUUCACAACUGGUUUGAAGAUGAUUAUCUUGCUGAAGCUUUCAAAGAGAUAAAGGAUAGAGAAUUUGAGACGGACUGCAGAAAAUUUCUCAAUCAACUAAAUGACAGACUUGGGGAUAAAAAAAGAGUUUAUUCAUUUCCCUGCAUAUCUGCUUUUGCUGACAUGGAGGAGGUGAAGAAGCCAUCAGAUGAGAAACUGGAGGAGUUUUGGAUUGACUUCAAUGCUGGAAGUCAGAGUGUGUCUUUCUACAUAGACAGCGCUGAGGGUGCUCUUUGGGACUCAGUGAGGCUGCCAACGGAAGUGGUCAGUAGUUACAGUCUGAGAGAGGAUAAUGGAGAAAAGAUAGUUAAAAUAUACAUGAAGAACCCUACUAUGAUCAAUGGCAAAGAAGUAACAAAAAUCAAAAUUCACUUCAAUGCCAAAUUUGAUAUUUUAAAUACACUCUACGAAGUUCUGGGAAAAGACAAAAUGAUGAUCAAGACUGAUAACGAGGAUCUCAUCAGCACCGAGGAACAAACAAAGCAAAAUGGAACAUUAAUAACUAAUGAAUCCAGCUACUUACAGUGGAAGAAAGAUUCUACAAACAUUGAAAAAACAGACUCUUUAUCUGACAUCCUGACAUCUCAAUAUAGUGAUCAAUCACAUAAAACUAGUUCUGGUAUCACUACGAGCAUGGGAAGCCAACAGACUGAAACUGAAGAUGCUAAGCUAAGCCAAGAGUGUGAAGCUGCAGUUUCCCAAACUCUUUCAGCAAAAAAGUCUAAAACUCCGUCACCUCAACUGAAUGAUAAAACCAGUGAGUCACCCGUAGAAGAACAGCCAGAUAUACAGGUUAUAGAAGAACAUUCCCCAGAGGUCGUUGAAUGGGGGGAGAAGAAGAAUAGAAGAACAAGCUUGGGCAAAGAAAUAAUAGAAGCAAAGAUGAAUUCUUAUGACUUUGAAAAUUCCUCUGACUCUCUGAAUUAUGAGAAGGUUACUGAAGCAAAACAAAAAAUUCUUGGCCAGAAGGUUUCUUUACAAAACCAGAGGAAACAUCUUUUCUCUGAAAGUAAUUGGGACACUGCAAGCAAUAGUCACAGUGAAAAGAGCUGGAUCCUUGAUUCUCAGAAAAAAUCACUACCAAAAACCCUAGAUUAUACCCGAAGAAGGCCAAGGGUCAGGAGUAAAUUAAAAGUGUUGCCAUUAUCAUCUGCAAGUAGUGGCAGUGACUACCACACAAAGAAAGUUGGUGUUUCAAGACCAACAAUGCACAGGGAAGUGCUGAAGAAGGAAAUUAAAUCCAGUGCAAUGAGGCUUGAUUUCUCUGCAGUGGAACUCCCUGUUAAAGCACUUCUUUCAGAUGAUUUGGAAGCAGACGAUCUGACACUACCAUUAAGUGCAUCUUCCCAUGAGUAUUCUGAUGCUGGAGAGAAGAAGAAAUAUGUGGAGGUAUCCAGUAAGUUACCAGGAAAAGAUAAAGUCUCCAAAUUUAAACGAAAAGGUUCAGAUCUGUCACCUGGUGGGGUCGUUAAAAAGCCUAAACUUUCAGGAUGGGAAAUGGGUCAGCCAUCUCCUGGCAUUUCACCUGAGCCAAGAAAACUUUUUGAUUCAAUAGAGAAGAAAAAGGAGAUUCAAACAGGUGGGGAAUCGGAUGAAUCAGAUGACAUCUUCGUCUCCAAGAUACUGCAUGAGGACGUCAGUGAUUCUGGUGUCAUUGCUGCCUUUGAAAGCUUUACCAGCCAACUAACGAAAACUUUCUGGGUUUUGUCUACAGAGUUCCAAAGACUGAAUAAAUUGGAGAACUUCCACAAGGUUGUUGUCCAAGAACUUGCCAAUCUUGAGAAGGAUGCUCAAAUUUUAUCCAUCCUUGAGAAGGACACGGUGGACUUUUGGAAUAAACAGUCCAUCAAACUGAGCUCUUUCUGUAAUCAUCAAAAGCAAAGGAUUCAGUCUAUGAAUUCAGUAUUGGAAGAAACUACGAGGAGUUUUAAAGAUACAAUACAAAAUACAAAGUAUGAACAUCCACAGGAGAAGGCGGAAGAAAAUAGUAAGGUGUUCGUUGUUGCUUCUGAUUAA
Molecule: messenger RNA, 2799 nt
Organism: Gopherus evgoodei (Goodes thornscrub tortoise)
Lineage: Eukaryota; Metazoa; Chordata; Testudines; Testudinidae
Gene: SYCP2L
Product: synaptonemal complex protein 2 like
Exons: 35
Coding region: 1-2799 (932 amino acids)
Source: RefSeq, a predicted model, not a curated record